UGGCUACACCAGCUAAGCCUUCUGGGAGUUGAAGUCCCAAAGUGGGGCGCAACCCUUAACGAGACGGCCCUGAGCGGGUGGGCGUGGCUGAAAGGGAGGCCUCAGUUACCAUGGCGACGCCGAGGCGCUGGCUGGGAAUGGCGCUGCUCCUGCUCCCGCUGCACGCAGGCCUCGCGGGCGGCCAGGCCUUCUUCCUCCCUUGGCGGCAGCCUCAGAGCUGCGCCGCCACUCAGUACUUCGACAUCGCCACUCUCUCCUGUGGGCAGUGCGGGGCAUCCCAGACCAAAGGCCACAGGGAUACAUCUUGUGCUUGUCAACCAGGAUUCAAGAUCAUUAAUAAUAACGGUGGAUCUAUUACUUGUGAGAAAUGUCCAGAAGACACAGGUGGAGUUACUCAAGAUGGAUGGGACUGCAUUGCUUGCCCUUAUGAAUUAACUGCUGAAGGGAAAUGUAAAUGCCCCAUCAAUCAGAUUUUAGUGGAAAGAGACACAAAUGGUGCCCUGUUGAAAACAGCAUUGUGCGUUCAGUGUGAUGGAAUGGAACAGUCAUUUGCUGCUCCUAAUGAUUUAAACAACAGGUGUAUAAGAUGUGAACCAACAUUUGUCAGUGCAAACAAGUCAUGUACCUGUCACAAUCCAAAUAUUUUAACAGGGGGUUUAUGUUUUAGGAGCCUUGGAAAUUUCCCUCCAAAAGAAACUGCAACUGUACGGUUUGGAAAACUAGGCAUUACCUUGAUAUCUGCCUGGUUUUCGAAAAAUCUUCGAGCAGCAGCAGCUGCUUGUUUGUUGUACUCCAACCUGACUUCUUGCCAAGCACUUGGAAAUAUGUGUGUGAUGAACAUGAAUAUUUUAAACACUGGUAGCACUGAUGCAUGUGGCUUGUUUCAGUAUGUCUAUAUAAAUACCGUUGGACUUGGUACUGUUCAUUCAGUAUCAUUUUGGAGGCAGAAUCUUCCGUGGCUAUACUAUGGUGACCAGCCAGGAUUGGCAACACAGGUCCUUGAAACCACCCCAUUUCCAACUAGUUUCACUUUUAAAGGAACAAACAAUAACAUAAAAUUGGAUUUUAUUGCAGCUUUGUAUGAUGCAGGAGGAAAUUUUCUUCAAUGGCAACAUUUAGAAGAUGGCAUUUUCCAGCUUUGUCCAGAUACAUUGACCAGACUAAGUGCUGCUUACACAUUUGGAACUACUUACCAGCAAAAGUGUAAAAUUUCAGUUUCCAAGAUUUUAAAGGAUUAUUCUCAACCAGUGUUUUAUGAUGUGUUCCUUGAAUAUCAUAAUGAUGAAGAUAAACAACAAUACCUGUGGGCAGUGCCAGUAUUAAACUUAAAUCUUCAAUACAAUGAAGUGUUUGUAAACAAAGGCAGCAAUAUGAACAGCUGGCUUUUGACACGUCGGAUAUUUUUGGUGGAUACUUUAAGCGGUCGAGAGAAUGAACUGGGAAACCAACCAAGAAUAAUCCGAAUUGCUAGUGAAAUAACUAUAAGUAUUCGUCUUGUGCCUAACACUCAAAGAGGAUCCAUCUAUCCCCCUCUCAUCACAAUUGUCUACAGUGAUGUUUUGGUCCAAAAUCCCAAUACAGAGAAUGUGAUGGUUUCUUUCUCAGUCAGCUAUGAAAUGAACCAGUCAGAGGCUCGCAUACAAACGGAUAUAGCAUUAGGUGUUCUGGGUGGCUUGGCAGUUCUGUGGUCUCUUCUCAGGACUGCUGGCUGGAAGAGGCGUAUAGGGAGCCCCAUGAUUGACUUGCAGACAGUUCUGAAGUUCUUGCUGUUCUACGCUGGAGACCUUGCAAAUGUUUUCUUCACUAUCACAGUGGGAACAGGGAUUUAUUGGCUUAUAUUCUUCAAGGCACAACAGUUUGUCUCUGUACUUCUACCUCUGCCAAGUCAAGAAGACCAUUUUGUUGCUUAUAUUUGGUGUGCAUUUCUUCUGAAGAUAAUCCAAUUUUUGCACCUGCUUGCUUCCCAACUUUCUAUUGAUAUAUUUUUCAUUGACUGGGAGCGUCCUAGAGGAAAAGUACUUAAAGCUGUUGAAGGAGAAGGUGGCAUAAGAAGUAUUUCUGCACCAGUCAGUAUAUGGAGGACAUAUUUCAUAGCAAAUGAGUGGAAUGAAAUUCAAACCAUCAGGAAAAUAAAUCCUCUGUUCCAAGUACUUGCAGUUCUCUUCUUUUUAGAGUUUGUUGGAUUUUCAAAUCUGGCCAUAAUGGAUUCUUCUUCAGAUCUCACUAGAAGUCCUGAGAGUUACAUUGCUCCCUCCAGUCGCAUUCUUAGAUACGGUGUAUCUGCCGCAAUUUGGCUAGUCAUUGCCAUAAUACAGAUAAUUUACUUUUCUGUGUUUUAUGAAAGAUUUGUAGAAGAUAAAAUAAGGCAGUUUGUUGACUUGUGCUGUAUGAGCAAUAUUUCAGUCUUUCUGUUGUUACACAGAUGCUUUGGGUAUUAUAUCCAUGGCCGUUCAGUGCAUGGCCAUUCAGAUACCAACAUGGAAGAGAUGAAUCUGAAUCUGAAGAGAGAAGCAGAAAAUCUAUGUAGUCAAAGAGGUUUGCUACCAAAUACAGAUGGCCAAACAUUUCAGAUUUCUAUUUCAAACAGGAUGAGGCAGCAUUAUGACAGGAUUCAUGAAACAUUAACAAGGAAACAUGGUCCUGUUAGGCUAUUGAAUUCCUCUGCAACUACAUUUGAGCAAAGCACUAAGGCUUACCAUACUAUGAAUAAAUUCCUGGGCUCAUUUAUUGAUCACGUUCAUAAAGAAAUGGAUUACAUUGUAAAGGACAAAUUGUUGCUAGAGCGACUCCUUGGAAUGGAGUUUAUGGAACCCAUGGAUAAAAGCAUCUUUUACAAUGAUGAAGGACAUUCUUUCAGUGAUGUUCUUUAUUAUGGCAAUGAAUCUGUGCUUCUCAUCUUUGAUUUGCUGUUUUUCACUGUUGUGGAUAUAGGUUCUCAAAGUUUUGUUUUGGCAGCAGUUCUUACUUAUUUACAACAAGAGAUUUUUAGGUUCAUUCGUAAUUCAAUUGGACAAAAGAAUUUGGCAUCCAAAACUUUGGUAGAUGAACGAUUUCUUAUAUAAACAGACAUGAAGAAACAUUAUUUCUGGGAACCAAUUGUGUCAUGAAAAGUUUUUACAAAAGACAAAUUCAUUUACAGUACUUUGUAAAUAUCAGUGUACAGUAUUUUUCUUUCAUACUAUAAUUUACAAAUACAAUAUUUUGGAUAUUUGGAUUUAUACUUUUGUAUGUAUAGAGUCUGAUUAAUCACAUGUCUUAGAGGGAAAUAAAGAUGAAGCAAGGUGUCACUGGGAAAUAUA
Messenger RNA from Anolis carolinensis (green anole), 3299 nucleotides. RefSeq names its product meckelin. The record is from RefSeq and is a predicted model, not a curated record. Gene Ontology annotation, biological process: cilium assembly. NCBI's taxonomy places the organism in Eukaryota, Metazoa, Chordata, Lepidosauria, Squamata, Anolidae. The transcript has 28 exons. Gene Ontology annotation, cellular component: MKS complex; ciliary transition zone. Bases 111 to 3062 code for a protein of 983 amino acids.